AUGCUUGAUCGGGCUUGCGCUCAGGCUACCAAAUUCAAAAGCUGGUACUCGCUCUCAUUCGCCCACCUAACCAAGGCCGACCUGUACCUACGUUGGUCGCGAUACGAUUCCGCCGAGGCAGAAGUAGCCCUCGCUCGCUCAACACUCAAUCAGUCGGGUGGGUACGCCUCGAUCAGCUGGACGAGCGGGAUCGUUUCGUAUCGAGCCUCAUCCGUCGCGAUUCUGCAAAGGAAUCAAGAAUUGGCCAUUGAUGAAGCCAAGAGCGCAAUCGCCAUUGGUCAGUUGUACAACAUGGCGCCCGGCGCUCGCGCUCGCUUUUCGCAUUUGCUGAUGAAGGCGUAUCUUAUGAGUCCGGAGCGGUACGGGAAGAAGCGGAAGCGUCUCGGCGAGAGGACCAGCGACUGA
This is a messenger RNA of Parascedosporium putredinis, 405 nucleotides long. Lineage: Eukaryota; Fungi; Ascomycota; Sordariomycetes; Microascales; Microascaceae. The record is from the annotation of a GenBank genome assembly.